Messenger RNA from Erinaceus europaeus (western European hedgehog), 6560 nucleotides. RefSeq names its product ATP binding cassette subfamily A member 7 (gene ABCA7). Gene Ontology annotation, cellular component: intracellular membrane-bounded organelle; membrane. The record is from RefSeq and is a predicted model, not a curated record. The transcript is spliced from 46 exons. Lineage: Eukaryota; Metazoa; Chordata; Mammalia; Eulipotyphla; Erinaceidae. Gene Ontology annotation, molecular function: ABC-type transporter activity; ATP binding; ATP hydrolysis activity. Bases 135 to 6482 code for a protein of 2115 amino acids. Gene Ontology annotation, biological process: lipid transport; transmembrane transport.
UUGGCUGCUCCACCCCAGCCUGCUGGCGGCCGCCUGGCUGCCUGCCGCCCUCGCCACCGCCCUGCCUGCCGGCUGCAUGCUCGGGGCGGCCCAGAGAGGGCGGGCGGCCAGCCAAGGACACACAGCACCGGGCCAUGGCCUUCUGCGUCCAGCUGCAGCUGCUGCUCUGGAAGAACUUUCUGUGUCGCCGCAGGCAGCCGGUCCAGCUCGUGGUGGAGCUGCUGUGGCCCCUCUUCCUCUUCUUCAUCCUGGUGGCCGUGCGGCAAUCCUACCCCCCCGUGGAGCAGCACGAGUGCCACUUCCCCAACAAGCCGCUGCCGUCGGCGGGCACCCUGGCCUGGCUGCAGGGCGUUCUCUGCAGUGCCAACAAUACCUGCUCCCCGAGGCCCACUCGUGCCCAGCAGCCCGGCCUGCUCAGCAACUUCAAUGACUCUCUACUCUCCCGGCUCAUGGCCGAUGCCCGCACCGUCCUGCGCAGCCCCCAGGCUCACCGCACACUGGCCGGCCUGGGGCAGCUGCUGUCAGCGCUGGAGGCCGCACGGGGAGCAGACUGGCCUCAGCCGGGGGAGCAUCUAAACACUGGACUAUCCCCGGACUCGGAGCUGCUAAGGAGGUGGCUUGACACAGUGUCCCCGGAAACCCUGGACAGCUUCCUGUUGGCAGCAGGCAACUUGACCCAGGAGCUCCUGAUGCUGCCCAGCCUGGCGGAGCUGCGGGCACUGCUUCAAAGCCCCGGGAGGCUCGGGGGUCCCCUGGGGGUCGUGUCCGCUGUCCUGUGCAGUGCCCAGGGCCCCAGUAUCCUCCAGGGAACCCCCCUUGACUGGUACGAGGACAGCCCACUGAAGGAAAUGCUGGGGACAGUGCCCACGUCCACUCUGCCAGACUCGGGCCUCAGCCCAGCCUGCAGGGAGCUGUUGAGGUCUCUGGAGGUUCACCCACUGUCCCGACUGCUCUGGAGACGGCUGCGGCCGCUGGCUCUGGGCAAGCUUCUGUUUGCCCCCGACACACCCUUCACCCGGACGCUCAUGGCCCAGGUGAACCAGACUUUCCAGGACCUGGCUCUGCUGAGGGACGUGCAGGAGGCCUGGGGAGUGCUGGGUCCCCAAAUCUUUGACUUCAUGAAUGACAGCUCAAAUGUGGCCUUGCUGCUGGUGGGGCCCCGGACACUACCAAACACACAGAGGCUCCUGCACCCUCGGGGCCCCGGAGGCCAGGCCCGGAAGAAUGCUCUCCGAGACUUCCUGGACCCCAGCGCGGGUGGCUAUAGCUGGCUGCAGGCUCACGAGGACGUCGGGCGCCUGGCAGACUCGCUGGGCCGCGUGGUGGAGUGCGUGUUGCUGGACAAGCUGGAGGCCCUGCCAUCGGAGGAGGCCCUCGAGGAGCGCGCCCUGGAGCUGCUGGCCGCGCGCCGCUUCUGGGCAGGGGUAGUCAUCCUGCGGCCAGAGGAUGCCCGCGACCCCGGGCCGCAGCCAGACCCCAGCGAAGUCCGCAUCAAGAUCCGCAUGGACAUAGAUGACGUCAGGAGCACCAAUAAGAUACGAAACAGGUUCUGGGACCCCAGCCCGGCCGCGGACCCGCUCAAGGACCUGCGCUACGUGUGGGGCGGCUUCGUGUACCUGCAGGACCUGGUGGAGCGCGCGGCCGUGCGCGUGCUCGGCGGCGGGGCGCCCCCCGCGCGGCUGUACCUGCAGCAGAUGCCGUACCCCUGCUACGUGGACGACGCGUUCCUGCGCGCGCUGAGCCGCUCGCUGCCGCUCUUUCUCACGCUGGCCUGGAUCUACGCCGUGGCGCACACGGUCAAGGCCGUGGUGCGGGAGAAGGAGACGCGGCUGCGGGACACCAUGCGCGCCAUGGGCCUGAGCCGCGCAGUGCUGUGGCUCGGCUGGUUCCUCAGCUGCCUGGCGCCCUUCCUGGUCAGCUCGGCGCUGCUGGUGCUGGUGCUCAAGCUGGGGGACAUCCUGGUGUACAGCCAGGCGGCGGCGGUCUUCCUGUUCCUGGCGGCCUUCGCGGUAGCCACCGUGGCGCAGAGCUUCCUGCUGAGCGCCUUCUUCUCCCGCGCCAACCUGGCGGCCGCCUGCGGGGGCCUCGUCUACUUCGCGCUGUACCUGCCCUACGUGCUGUGCGCCGCCUGGCGGGACCGGCUGCCCGCCGGGGCGCGCGUGGCGGCGAGCCUGCUGUCUCAGGCGGCCUUUGGCUUCGGGUGCGAGAGCCUGGCGCUGCUGGAGGAGCAGGGCCUGGGUGCGCGCUGGCGAGACCUGGGCGCAGCACCUGCGGCUGACGUGUUUAGCCUGGCGCAGGCGGCGGGCUUCCUGCUGCUGGACGCGGCGCUCUACGGCCUGGCCACCUGCUACGUGGAGGCCGUGUGGCCAGGCCAGUAUGGGGUCCCCGAACCCUGGAACUUUCCUUUCCGGAGAAGAUACUGGCUUGGGCCUCUACCCCCCAAGGGUCCCGCUCCACCCCCGGCCUCGCUGGACCCCGAGGUGUUGGUGGAAGAGGCGCCCCCCGGCCUGGAGCCUGGGGUCUCUCUUCGAGCCCUGGAAAAGCGCUUCCCAGGCCUCCGGCAGCCGGCUCUUCACGGGCUCAGCCUGGACUUCUACCGUGGCCACAUCACUGCCUUCCUCGGCCACAACGGGGCCGGCAAGACCACCACACUGUCCAUCCUGAGUGGCCUGUUUCCGCCUUCUGGAGGCUCCGCCACCAUCCUGGGCCACGACCUGCAGACGGGCCUGGCGGCCAUUCGACCACACCUGGGCGUCUGCCCGCAGCACAACGUGCUCUUCGACCUGAUGACGGUAGAUGAGCACAUCUGGUUCUACGGACGGCUGAAGGGGCUGAGCUCGGCAGCUGUUUGCCCCGAGCAGGAACAGCUGGUGCAGGACGUGGGGCUGGAGGCCAAGCGGGGUGCACAGGCACGGCACCUGUCGGGAGGCAUGCAGCGGAAGCUGUCUGUGGCCAUCGCCUUCGUGGGGGGCUCGCAAGUGGUCAUCCUGGACGAGCCCACGGCUGGCGUGGACCCCGCUUCCCGGCGCGCCAUCUGGGAGCUUCUGCUGAAAUACCGUGCAGGCCGAACAUUGAUCCUGUCCACCCACCACCUGGACGAGGCAGAGCUCCUGGGGGACCGGGUGGCGGUGGUGGCCGCAGGCCGUCUGCGCUGCUGCGGCUCCCCGCUCUUCCUGCGGCGGCACCUGGGCUCCGGCUACUACCUGACGCUGGCCAAGGCUGGCGCUGGGCCUGGGGAGGACGGCAGGGGCCGGCAGGACGGCACAGCAGGGCCCCUCCAACUGCUGGCCCUGGCACAGCGCCACGUGCCCGGGGCGCGACUGGUGGAAGAAAGGCCCCGGGAGCUGAUGCUGGCACUGCCCUAUGUGGGCGCUCAGGAUGGCAGCUUCCCUGCUCUGCUCCGCGAGCUGGACCAGCGGCUGCCUGAGCUGGGCCUCAGCGGAUAUGGCAUCUCAGACACCAGUCUGGAGGAGAUCUUCCUGAAGGUGGUGGAGGACUGCUCGGAGGAGUCCCAUCCAGCCCGAGUGGCUGCAGAUGGAGCCCCUCCGCGGCCAGUCACAGCCGAGCACCCCCAGGACCCCACCCCGCCGCGGAGCCCCCUGGAGGACGCAGCGCUGGAGAAGGGGGUGCCCGGGGGGGCCGCCCCCAAGGACUGGGGGCCAGAAGCGGGGCGACUGCGGGGCUGGGCGCUGACCACACAGCAGCUCCGGGCUCUGCUCCUGAAGCGUCUCCUGCUCGCCGUGCGCAGCCGCAGGGGCCUGUUCUCUCAGGUGGUGCUGCCCGCCCUGUUCGUGGGCCUGGCUCUGGCCUUCAGCCUUAUCGUCCCGCGGCCGGGCACCCGCCCCGCCCUGCGCCUCAGCCCCGCCAUGUACGGGCCCCAGGUCACCUUCUUCAGCCAGGACGCCCCCGGGAACCCCGAGCUGCUGCAGGCGCUGCUGGAGGAGGCAGGAUUGGGGGCACCCCCCCUGCCCGGCGCACCUCACGAGACCCCCGAGUGUGGGCGCCCCCCCACCUGUCUCUUCCGUGCACCCGAGCCACCCCGAGCCGUGACCGAGGCGCUGGCCGCCGCCCAGUGGACUCCCGGAUCGGCGUCGCCCCCCUGCCAGUGCAGCCACCCCGGUGCCCGCCGCCUGCUGCCCUCCUGCCCCCCUGAGGCUGGGGGCCCCCCGCCCCCCCAGCUGCUCACCCCCACCGGGGAGCUGGUGCAGAACCUCACUGGCCGCAACCUCUCCGACUUCCUGGUCAAGACCUACCCCAGCCUGGUGCGCCAGGGCCUGAAGACCAAGAAGUGGGUGAAUGAGGUCAGGUAUGGGGGCUUCUCCCUGGGGAGCCGGGACCCUGACAUACCCUCGGGCGAGGAGCUGGCCAUCCGUCUGCAGGAGCUGGGCACGGCGCUGCACCCCCCUGCGGGCAGCCCCUUGGACCACGUGCUGGGCAACCUCACGGCCUGGGCGCGAGGCCUGGAUGCCCAGGAGAGCAUCAAGAUCUGGUUCAACAACAAGGGCUGGCAUGCCAUGGUGGCCUUCCUCAACCGUGCCAACAAUGCCCUCCUGCGUGCUCACCGAGCCCAGGGUCCCGCCCCCCAUGCCCUGCAUGUCCCCCGCAUUGCCACCUUCAACCACCCGCUGAACCUCAGCAAGGAGCAGCUGUCGGAGGCCAUGCUGAUGGCGUCCUCCGUGGACGUCCUGGUGUCCAUCUGCGUGGUCUUCGCCUUGUCCUUCGUGCCGGCCAGCUUCACGCUCGUGGUCAUCGAGGAACGUGUGUCAGGGGCCCAGCACCUGCAGUUCCUGGGAGGCCUGCCGCCCACCCUGUACUGGCUGAGCAACUUCCUGUGGGACAUGUGUAACUACCUGCUGUCCGCCUGCAUCGUGGUGGCCAUCUUCCUGGGCUUCCAGCAGAGGGCCUACGUGGGCCCCCAGAACCUGCCCGCCCUGCUGCUGCUGCUGCUCCUCUACGGCUGGUCCAUCACGCCGCUUAUGUACCCGGCCUCCUUCUACUUCUCCGUGCCCAGCACGGCCUACGUGGUGCUCACCUGCGUCAACCUGUUCAUCGGCAUUAACGGCAGCAUGGCCACCUUCGUGCUAGAACUCUUCCCGGACCAGCAGCUGCAGGAUGUCAGCCGGAUCCUGAAACGGGCCUUCCUCAUGUUCCCCCACUUCUGCCUGGGCCGGGGCCUCAUCGACAUGGUGCGGAACCAGGCCAUGGGAGAUGCCUUGGAGCGCUUGGGAGAAGGUCAGCUGCAGUCGCCCCUGCGCUGGGAGGUGGUCGGCAAGAACCUGGUGGCCAUGUUGGUGCAGGGGCCGCUCUUCCUCCUGGUCACCCUGCUUUUCCAGCACCGAGACCGCCUCCUGCCGCAACGCAAGCUGAGCCUGCCACCGACCCUGGGGGACGAGGACCAGGACGUGGCCCAGGAGCGCGAGCGGGUGGCCCGGGGGCGCACCCAGGGUGACGUGCUGGUGCUCAGGGACCUGAGCAAGGUGUACCCGCGGCAGAGCGCGCCCGCCGUGGACCGCCUGUGCCUGGGGGUGCCCCCCGGGGAGUGCUUCGGCCUGCUGGGCGUCAACGGGGCCGGCAAGACCUCCACCUUCCGGAUGGUGACCGGGGACCUGCGGCCCAGUGCCGGGGACACACUGCUGGCGGGACACAGUGUGUCCCGUGAGCCCGCAGCCGCCCGCCGCCACAUGGGCUACUGCCCGCAGACAGACGCCCUGUUCCCACUGCUCAGCGGCCGCCAGCACCUGCAGCUGUUUGCACGCCUGCGCGGUGUCCCCGGCCCCAGUGUGGCCCAGAUGGCGAGCCGGGGCCUGGCGCGCAUGGGACUGUCUCUGCUGGCCGACCGGCCGGCCGGCACCUACAGUGGCGGCAACAAGCGCAAGUUGGCCACGGCGGUGGCACUGGUGGGGGACCCGGCGGUGGUGUUCCUGGAUGAGCCGACCACAGGCAUGGACCCCAGCGCGCGGCGCUUCCUGUGGGCCAGCCUGCGGGACCUGGUGCAAGCCGGCUGCGCAGUGGUGCUCACCUCCCACAGCAUGGAGGAGUGUGAGGCUCUGUGCACGCGGCUGGCCGUGCUGGCGAGCGGCCGCUUCCGCUGCCUGGGGAGCCCGCAGCACCUCAAGACCCGGUUCGGGUCGGGCCACUCGCUGACCCUGCGCGUCCCCGCCGGGAGCAGGGAGCGGGCUCAGGCCUGGGUGGCGGCCACGCUCCCGGGGGCCGAGCUGCUCGAGGUGCGUGGGGGCCGCCUUCGCUUCCAGCUGCCGCCGGGCCUGCGCGGCGGGCUGGCGCGGGUCUUUGAGGAGCUGGCAGCGGGCGGCGCAGACUGCGGGCUGGAGGACUUCUCCUUGAGCCAGACCACGCUGGAGGAGGUGUUCCUGCGCUUCUCUGAGGACCAGGGCCGAGAAGCCGUGGCAGGAGCAGAGACACAGCCCCCCAAAGUCAUCAGGGAGUUCCUGGAUGACCCCCACACGGCUGAGUCAGUGCUCUGACCCCCGGGACCCCAGGAGGGGUCCCCAGCACCCCCGUGUCCGCGGGCAGAAAUAAAAGCCAUCGGCUGUAGUGCCUUG